AUGGUGUGAUUGGGUAGGUGCUUGAGAAUCUGAAAACCAAACCCCUAAACGUCAGCGAACGAUUCCCCAUUUUUUUGUCUCAGGGAGAGAGAGAGAGAGAGAACAAAGGCCAUGGCAUCUUCGAAGCUCCAAGCACUUUGGAACCACCCAGCAGGGCCUAAAACCAUUCACUUUUGGGCACCAACUUUUAAAUGGGGCAUCAGCAUAGCCAAUGUUGCUGACUUCUCCAAACCACCUGAAAAACUUUCAUAUCCUCAGCAACUAGCUGUUACUUGCACUGGAAUUAUUUGGUCACGUUAUAGCACUGUAAUCACCCCGAAGAACUGGAAUCUUUUUAGUGUAAAUGUUGCAAUGGCAGGGACAGGGCUCUACCAACUUUCACGCAAAAUAAAGCAAGAUUAUUUCCCUGACGCUGAGGCAGCUGUUGCCAAAGAAUGAUGAUGAAAAUUUCUUAGCCUCCCUUUUGUGUCCUUGGGUGAAGGCCCCCAUAUUGCCUCACCUUGCAGUUAAUACAAGUUCUUCAACAUGGGAAAUCAUGCUUGUCUUCUUUCAAAUUAGAUGGUUAAAUUAUGCUAUGGAGUGGGAAUUUGUAACUUUGUUGAUUGUCGUUGUACUAGUAAACAUAUUAGAAAUAAGUGAGCAUUUGAAAAUCCAAGUUUCCCAAUUUGAUGAAUAAGAUUUUAUUUUGAUAUUUCUGUAAA
This is a messenger RNA of Quercus robur (English oak), 701 nucleotides long. Its product is annotated as mitochondrial pyruvate carrier 4. The transcript has 5 exons. NCBI's taxonomy places the organism in Eukaryota, Viridiplantae, Streptophyta, Magnoliopsida, Fagales, Fagaceae. Gene Ontology annotation, cellular component: mitochondrial inner membrane. The record is from RefSeq and is a predicted model, not a curated record. Gene Ontology annotation, biological process: pyruvate import into mitochondria. The coding region runs from base 112 to 438 and encodes 108 amino acids.